AAAGUGGAUCUCGGCGCGCCAGAGAGGCGCUGUCUCUUUAAGAGGAUGCCAAAGCCGAUUACAUCUGCUCUCAACAGUGAUUCUGUCUCACCGUCUGUCCACUACUAUUGCUUAUUUUGCUGUACUGCAUGAGCUAAACGCGUGGACAGACAGGGUUGUUCGUCGGGGUUGAAACUUUUCUUCAGGUCAGAAUGGAUUGGGCUCCGAACUCGUUUGGAUGAGUCGCUUAUGUGCAGUGCGCUUCAGCUCGUCAACUUUCCCGUGCGCAUUUCUCCAAACAUCCUUGGUGAAAAGUUAAAAUCACAUGGGAUAUGGUGACAAACAAGUGAAUACACAUUAAACCAAGACGGAAAAUGCAGAAGAGUGUUCGGUACAAUGAGGGACACGCUCUGUAUCUCUCCGUUAUCGCGCGUAAAGAGGGCACCAAGCGAGGUUAUCUCAGCAAGAAGACCACAGAAAACAGUAAAUGGCAUGAGAAGUUUUUUGCACUUUAUCAGAAUGUUUUAUUUUACUUCGACACCGACCAGAGUGCUCGACCAUCAGGGAUAUAUCUUCUGGAAGGAUGCACAUGUGAGCGAGUCCCUGCGCUCAAGGUGUCCACUGUUGGCAGAGACGCACUUGACAAGCUGCAUUAUUUCCUCGUCGUCUUCGGGCAUGAUGGACAGAAGCCUCUGGAACUUCGGACAGAGGAGGAGCCAGACUGUGAUGAAUGGGUGGAGGCCAUCCAGCAGGCCAGCUACUCUGACAUCAUCAUCGAGCGUGAGGUUCUUAUGCAGAAGUACAUCCACCUGGUGCAGAUUGUGGAGACAGAGAAGGUGGCAGCCAAUCAGCUCCGCACACAACUGGAAGACCAAGACACAGAGAUUGAGAGGCUUAAAUCUGAGAUUGUAGCCUUGAACAAAACUAAGGAAAGAAUGCGUCCCUACCAUGUUUACCAAGAAGAGGAGGAUCCUGAUAUAAAAAAAAUCAAAAAGGUCCAGAGCUUCAUGCGAGGGUGGCUGUGUAGAAGGAAAUGGAAGAUUAUUGUGCAGGACUACAUCUGUUCUCCUCAUGCUGAGAGCAUGCGGAAGAGGAACCAGAUCGUCUUCAACAUGGUGGAGGCUGAGACAGAGUAUGUCCAUCAGCUUUCCAUCCUGGUCAACUGCUUCCUGAGGCCACUCAGAAUGGCCGCCAGCUCCAAGAAACCACCCAUUAGCCACGAUGAUACCAGUAGCAUCUUCCUUAACAGUGAGACAAUCAUGUUCCUACAUGAAAUAUUCCAUCAGGGACUGAAGGCGAGGAUAGCAAACUGGCCCACACUGGUUCUAGCGGACCUCUUUGAUAUCUUGCUGCCAAUGCUGAACAUCUAUCAGGAGUUUGUGAGGAACCACCAGUACAGUCUUCAGGUUCUGGCCAACUGUAAGCAGAACCGGGACUUUGACAAACUCCUGAAGCAGUACGAAUCCAAUGCUGCGUGUGAGGGGAGGAUGCUGGAAACCUUCCUCACAUACCCCAUGUUUCAGAUCCCUCGUUAUAUCAUCACUCUCCAUGAGCUACUGGCUCAUACACCUCAUGAGCAUGUGGAAAGGAAAAGUCUAGAGUUUGCCAAGUCUAAACUGGAGGAACUCUCCAGGGUGAUGCACGAUGAAGUGAGUGACACAGAAAACAUCCGUAAGAACCUGGCUAUUGAGCGCAUGAUCGUGGAGGGCUGUGACAUCCUCCUUGACACCAGCCAGACGUUUGUGAGACAAGGCUCUUUGAUCCAGUUGCCCUCAGUGGAGAGAGGGAAGCUCAGUAAGGUGCGUCUAGGCUCUCUCUCACUCAAAAAGGAAGGGGAGAGACAGUGCUUCCUCUUCACCAAGCACUUUCUUAUCUGCACACGCAGCUCAGGAGGCAAACUUCACCUGCUCAAACAAGGUGGUGUACUGUCCCUGAUUGAGUGCACUCUCAUCGAGGAGCCUGAUGCUAAUGACGAAGAUGCUAAGAACUCGGGGCAGGUGUUUGGACACCUGGACUUUAAGAUUGUGGUAGAGCCCUCAGAUGCUCCUGCCUUCACUGUGGUGCUGCUGGCACCAUCCCGUCAGGAGAAAGCGGCCUGGACCAGCGACAUCAGCCAGUGCAUCGAUAACAUCCGCUGUAAUGGACUGAUGACCUGCGUGUUUGAGGAGAACUCAAAAGUCACAGUGCCACACAUGAUCAAAUCCGAUGCGCGUCUCCAUAAAGAUGAUGUUGACAUUUGCUUCAGUAAGACGCUCAACUCCUGCAAGGUUCCUCAGAUCCGCUACGCCAGCGUGGAGAGACUGCUGGAGAGGCUGACCGACCUGCGCUUCCUCUCCAUAGACUUCCUCAACACCUUCCUGCACACCUACCGAAUCUUCACCACUGCCACCGUGGUCAUGGAGAAACUGGCUGACAUCUACAAGAAGCCUUUUACAUCCAUACCAGUCAGAUCCCUGGAGCUUUUUUUCGCCACCAACCAGAACAAUCGCAGUGGGGACCACGUAAAUGACAAAUCCCCCAGACUGUGUCGCAAGUUCUCAUCUCCUCCACCUCUCUCCAUCCCCUCCCGUACUUCCUCUCCGGUUCGCAUCAGGAAACUUUCUCUUAAUUCCCCUAUUGGCUCAAAAGUGGGCAUCCUGGAUCUGUCCACGACCUCGUCAUCUGCAGCCAGUAGUCCAACCUCUGCCAAUCCCACCAUCUCACCCCCACCAUCCAACAACAACAACAAGCCCCCUUUGGAUCUUAGCCGUGGACAAAGUCCAUCUUCCCCCGAACAGAGCCUUGGAGCUCCGGAUGAGAAUGCAGAAGUGCCGAGAAUCGAUGCCCUCUGCGGUAAACUGCGUCACAGCAUCAGGAGAGCUGUGCUGGAGUCAGUGUCUUUGGACAAAUUUAUUCCAGAGUCGCCACAAGGCAGUGAACCAGGAGAAAUCUCUCCCUGCCGCUCACCCUCCUCUCCACGCCACCUCCGCUACAGACAGUCAGGAGUCCAGUCAGCUGAGAACUCGCGCUGCUCUGUUUCUCCUGCCUCUGCGUUUGCUAUCGCCACAGCAGCAGCUGGACACAGCAGUCCUCCAGUUUUUAACAAUUCUGAGCGGACUUGUGACAAGGAGUUCAUUAUACGUCGUGCGGCUACCAACAGAGUCCUGAAUGUCCUGCGCCAUUGGGUCUCCAAACACUCCCAGGACUUUGAAAUGAAUGGAGAGCUGAAGAUGGGUGUGAUCUGCCUGCUAGAGGAGGUGUUGAGAGACCCUGACCUUCUUCCCCAGGAGAGGAAAGCCACAGUAAACAUAUUAAGUGCCCUCUCUCAAGAUGACCAGGACGAUGCCCAGCUGAAGAUUGAAGACAUUCUUCAGAUGGCUGAAUGCCCAAAGACUGAGUGUUUUGAGUCUCUCUCAGCGAUGGAGCUAGCUGAACAAAUCACUCUUCUCGAUCACAUCGUCUUCAGGAGCAUUCCCUACGAGGAGUUCCUGGGCCAAGGAUGGAUGAAGACAGACAAGACAGAGAGAACUCCAUACAUCAUGAAGACAAGUCAGCACUUCAAUGAUAUGAGUAAUCUCGUGGCCUCUCAGAUCAUGAGCCACACAGAUGUGGGCUCUAGAGCCAGCUCUAUUGAAAAAUGGGUAGCAGUGGCUGAUAUUUGCCGCUGUCUCAACAAUUAUAAUGGUGUCUUGGAGAUCACGUCUGCCCUGAACAGGAGCGCCAUCUACAGGCUGAAGAAGACAUGGGCUAAAGUGUGCAAACAGACUAAAGCACUGAUGGACAAACUUCAAAAGACCGUGUCAUCUGAGGGAAGGUUUAAAAACCUGAGGGAAACUCUAAAAAACUGUAAUCCACCUUGUGUUCCAUAUCUGGGCAUGUACUUGACAGACCUCGCAUUUAUCGAAGAGGGAACACCAAACUUCACAGAGGAAGGUCUGGUUAACUUCUCAAAGAUGAGAAUGAUAUCUCAUAUCAUACGAGAGAUCCGACAGUUCCAGCAAACUCCCUACAGAAUUGAGCACCAACCAAAGGUCACACAGUAUCUUCUGGAUAAGACCUUGAUCAUGGAUGAAGACACCCUGUAUGACUUGUCUCUCAAGAUUGAACCCAGGCUUCCUGCAUGAACUUCAACCUCAGAACCUGGCAGCUUCCAUCUAGAUGUGCUUCUCACUCUUGGGAUGUUUUGAAGGCAUGAAGCAUGCCUACUGUUUGAGAAAGAGGGAUGAAUUUCCAUUUGAAAGUGUGAAAAAGUAGAGGGUUCAGGUUUGGAGAAGAGUAUUAAACAGUGCUCAUCACCAUAAUGUCCCCUGAAGGGUGACUUUUAUCAUGGAAGGAAUGAAGGAUGAAAACUGGCCACUGUCAGAGUUUUCAGGGUCGAGCAGAUGGAUUCAGUCUAAAUUGUGAAGAGAGUGGUUGAAGAUAUGUAGCAUGUACAGAAGUAGAGCUGUUAGCCAGAUCUUAUGUAGUGUAUUGUGGCCCCUCGGGCCUGUGGCCCUUGGCACAUCCCCUCAUUGGUAAUGGUAGUGACUUUGUGCAUGAACUAGACUAUGGAUAUGCUGUGUGCUUUGCCUCAACUUUACACUCCAUGUGCCGUCCCAUCUGCCAACAGCUGGCUGCAUUGAACCAAAAUGCCACAUGAAAAUUUUAAAAGAUACAUCAGACUUCUAAGUAAUGGGAAUGUAUAGUAGCUUUCUAAAAUAGUAACCAGUUGUAGAUGAUAUUUAUAUUUCGUGAUAGCCCCUGAAGCUAUGUGAGCUCUAUAAAAAUCAGUUGCUUAUUGUGCCUUCUCAUAUUCACAGACACUUGUAAAUGAAAACCAAUGUCUCAGCAAUGCUUAAAAGUUUGGCUAAUAUUGGCCUGUGUAGCAAAGUGAUGACAGAAUGGAGAUAUUGAAACUAUUUAAACUAAUAAAUACAAGUAUACUGUAAAUUAGCAUUUUCUGCUCAAAUUCAGCAUAAAGGCCUGUUCAUACCAAGGGCAAUAAAGUUAAAGUUUUAAAAAUCAUUCUAAAUCAAGAGCAGAGUUCAUGCCACAAGGACCAAUAUUGUUGGCAUCCACUUUUUCCAGUUUAUAAAUGAGCAUUUUAAGAGGCAGACAACAUAACUGCUCCUUUAAUACAAUAAACACCGUUAACAUUGUUCUUUGGUGUGGACGCUAAUUUAGUUAUCUUUAUAGUGAUUCGUUUUUGGUGUGAACAGGCCUUAAUUUUAAAACCUCUUACUUUAAUAGCCUCGGCUUGCAGAUAUGAUCAAUUUACAGAAGGUUGCAUCAUCCAUGCAUUACAAACUACACGUUGACAUGCUUGUGCAACGCAAACCUUUUCUGGUCUGAUUUUACAGUAAAUUGAGGCUUUGCCGCCCCCUAUUGGAGGAAAAGUUUAUAAUCGCUGAAUGAUUCUUAACCAAAUCUGACUCACAAGUUCUUCAAUAAUCAUUGUUUUCCUGCUUUUUAAUGUAAUGACCCCACUGGUCAACUAUCCAGAAAAGUGGGUCUCUCCAUAAUUUGCAUGAAAAAUUCAGUGAUCGCAUGUUUGGAAAUUGCAUUGCAAGACAUGUUUUGUGGUCAUGUGUGUCAUUCAGCUGCUGUGUAGCCUUUUUUAAACUCUCUAGAAACCUCAAGUAAAACAGAUAUAUACAUAUAUUUAUCUUCUCAUCUGACUGCACUUCUUUAUCUAAAUACUUUGAUCAUAAUAGCUGGAGAUUUCAUAUGCAUAGACUGGCAGGGAACUGUCAUAUUGGCCAUAAAUAUAUAUCUACCACUGUGCUGUAUGAAGACAAUGUUGUUUUUGUCUGAUCUUUCCUUUCUUCAGAGUGGGAUGGAUUUCUGUUCUUUAUGUGCGAGCGUGUGAAAGGUAGGAGAGCUUGUAGGUGUGAAUGUGAUCUCAGAGGGGUUUGGGUUGGAAAGGUGCGAGUUACACUCUCAGCAAUGUAGCGUUGUUAUCUUUAAACGAGUGUGAAUCAGUACUAUUUAUUUCCUGGCGUAUUUAUUUAACCCUUUUUGUAUAUAGUGCGUCAAUAUGGGUUUAUGACAUAAUGUGAUUUUUGUCACAAUCCAUUGCCAUGUAAUAUUUUAAUUUCUGCAAGCAUUGUUACAUUUUGCUAAAUGUGUUUUUAAAAAAAUGUAGCAUAUAUGAUUAAUUUACAAUCCUUUGUCCUUUUUUCUCUCUAUUUUUAUGGGUUUAGUGUGUUGUGCACACAGAAUUGUUGCUUUGGUAUGUUGCAUGUCUUUGCAUGUUCAAGUUUGAUUCCUUCUGUGAAAUCUGCUUUUUGUACAAACUAUUUUUCCUUCCUCUUUAUUUUAUCACUGUUUCUCUUGGAGAAUGUAUGGCUUCUGUACUUAACUUCCAUGCUUUCAUUACAAAUAAACAUAUCAAACAAACAA
This is a messenger RNA of Carassius carassius (crucian carp), 6339 nucleotides long. RefSeq names its product Ras protein-specific guanine nucleotide-releasing factor 2b (gene rasgrf2b). Gene Ontology annotation, cellular component: plasma membrane. Gene Ontology annotation, molecular function: guanyl-nucleotide exchange factor activity; protein binding. The coding region runs from base 354 to 4082 and encodes 1242 amino acids. The transcript is spliced from 27 exons. Gene Ontology annotation, biological process: Ras protein signal transduction; positive regulation of GTPase activity. The record is from RefSeq and is a predicted model, not a curated record. NCBI's taxonomy places the organism in Eukaryota, Metazoa, Chordata, Actinopteri, Cypriniformes, Cyprinidae.